Camarhynchus parvulus is the source of this 1858-nucleotide messenger RNA. RefSeq names its product CDK5 regulatory subunit associated protein 3 (gene CDK5RAP3). Bases 23 to 1516 code for a protein of 497 amino acids. Gene Ontology annotation, biological process: regulation of cyclin-dependent protein serine/threonine kinase activity; regulation of mitotic cell cycle. NCBI's taxonomy places the organism in Eukaryota, Metazoa, Chordata, Aves, Passeriformes, Thraupidae. The transcript is spliced from 14 exons. The record is from RefSeq and is a predicted model, not a curated record. Gene Ontology annotation, cellular component: endomembrane system.
UGGAGAGGCGGGGCCGGGAAAGAUGCAGGCCGCUCCCCAGGACUACCGCAAUGUGCCCAUCGACAUCCAGACCAGCAAGCUCCUGGACUGGCUGCUGGACCGGCGGCACUGCGGGCGGCGCUGGCCCGCGCAGGUGGCGCAGGUGCGGGAGCGGAUCCGGGCGGCGCUGCAGGACAUGCCCGAGCACCUCGAGAUCCGCGAGCUGCUCCAGGGCUCCUACCUGCACUAUUUCCACUGCCUGCGCAUCGUGGAGAUCCUCAAGGGCACCGAGGCCUCCACCAAGAACCUCUUCGGGCGCUACUCGUCCCAGAGGAUGAAGGACUGGCAGGAGAUCGUGUCCCUCUAUGAGAAGGACAACGCCUACCUGGAACCCCUGAACAGAGCCCGAGUCAGCCCUGAAAUAACCCCUAAUGGGCCCCAGAAUGACCCCAAACAGACCCUAGAUCGGGUGUCCCCAGGUGUCCCGCGGUGUCCCCAAGUGUCCCCAAGUGUCCCUGCCGUGUCCCCAAGUGUCCUGCCGUGUCCCCAGGGCGAGGACGUGCGCCGGGAGCUGCUGGCUCAGGUGCAGGCGCUGCCGUCGCUGCUGUCCCGCGUCGGGGACGGCGCCAGCGCCCUCGGGGACGCCAUCGAGCUGUACCAGGCCUGCGUGGCCUUCGUGUGCGACAGCCCCGGUGCGGAGGCGGGGGCGCUGCCGCUGCUGCGGCACGUGCUGUCGCACGGGAACUCCUCGGUGUUCCGCUGGCGCACGGGGCAGGAGCCGCUGCGGCUGGAGCGGCCCGAGCCACCCCCGGAGGCACCGGAGCCGCCCCCGCAGGACACGAUCGAUUGGGGGGAUUUCCCCACGGAGCCGCCCCAGGGCGGGGACAUCGACUGGGGCAUCACGGUGGAGCCCAGCCCCCAGGGGGACGAUGGCAUCGACUGGGGUGACGGAGAGAAGGGACAGGAGGGGACGAUCACGGUGGUAGAGGCUGGAACUGAGGCCCCCGAGGGCGUUGCCCGUGGCUCGGACGCGCUGACCCUGCUGGAGAACCCCGAGACUCGGAACCAGUUCAUCGACGAGCUGAUGGAGCUGGAGCUGUUCCUGGCGCAGCGGCUGCUGGAGCUGGAGGACGAGGCCCUGGACGUGGUGGCCCUGAGCCAGUUCCAGCUGGCCCCGGCCGCGCUGCAGGGCCAGAGCCCCGAGCGCCUGCGGGCCCAGCUGGCCACGGCGCGGGAGCUGCUGGGCCAGCUCUGCUCGCGCAGCGUGCAGCACCUCUGCAUGAUCCUCGCCUCGCCCAGGUACGUGGAGCGGGUGACAGCCCUGCUGCGGCAGCAGUCCCUGCAGGCCGAGCUGCUGCUGGCCAAGCGGGAGGCGCUGGGGCAGCGGCGCCGCCAGGCCCUGGCCGAGCAGGCGGCGCUGGAGCCGCAGCUGCAGCAGCUGCAGGAGAGAACCAGGGAGCUGCAGAGGCUGAUCGAGGCCGACAUCUCCAAACGCUACGGGGGGCGCCCGGUGAACCUGAUGGGCGUCAACCUGUGACACCAGAGUGUGACAGCUGAGGGACACCAACUGGGACACCAGAGUGUGACAGCUGAGGGACACCAACUGGGACACCUGAGGGACACCAACCCCUGAGCCCAGAGGGACAUCCAGCUGGGACACCUGUGACCCCUGAGGGACAUCAAUGUAUGACCCCUGAUCAGCCUGUGACACCCAAGGGACAUCAACCUGUGAGCCCUGGGGGGCACCAGCCCGAGACCCCCGAGGGACACGGGGGGUCCCCAGGGUGUCCCCAGGGUGUCCUGCCCCUCCCAGCCCCCCUGCCCAGCCGGGGGUGCUGCGGGGUUUGGGGGUGUCGGUGAAUAAACCCAGAUUGGUGUC